AUGGAAACUAAAAGGACUCAUUUUAAUGGCAUUUUAAAAGGAAAGGAGGAGGAAAUUGGCGAAAAACUGACCACACAGAAAUGGAUGUUAAUUUUUAUGAAAUUUUUAAAUGAAGUUUAUAAACCUUCUGUUAUCUGGAUACGAGAAUCGCUUGAGAAGCUCUGCAUCGAAGGAAGGUUACGUGGUUCACGUAUUCGUUCAGUUGUUUGGAGAGUUUUACUGAGGAGCCUGCCUUUUGAUCGACAAGAAUGGAACGCAAUCCUCGCUCGAAAUCGUACACGUUAUGAGAUGCUAAAGAAAGAGGUUCCCUAUAUAAGUUCAACCGGCUCUCGACUGUUCAUUGUGCCAUUUAUUAAUUAUAUUUUUUUGCAGACGGUUAUAGACCCGCAUAACAUAGAGUCUUCAUCGUUAGGUAUUGAACUAAGUAAUCCUCUUUCUCAGGAAAAAGAAAGCCCGUGGCAACAGUACUUUGAGGACUGUGAGUUACGCGAUUGCAUUGGGAAGGAUGUCAGACGAACGCCAAUGUUGCAGGGAAUGCACGAAAUAUUGGCUUCUUUGUUGUUUGUGGUUUAUCUCGAUUUGCAGUCAUUUGGGCAUCUUGUUGAACAAAAUGGUCUAAGUGAAUUAUUGCCUGAGGAUGUCACCUGUCUUCAUUCUCUUUUCAAUCCAAGUUAUUUGGAAAACGAUGCAUUCGAUCUAUUUUCCCAGUUGAUGAUGCUACUAGAGGGUUGGUAUUUACCGGCAGAAGAAUCUACUUCAAAACUAACACUGGCGCCAGCAUCAAUUGAUGGGGUUGUUGAGUCGUUUUGUAGAGUAGGUGAUGUUGUUCCCAAUAGCGAACUUUUACGCAAGCUUCGGUAUAUAGGAGAAAAAAUUCUUGCUCAUGUCGAUCCGACUUUGUACGCUCAUCUCAACAAAUUAGAGAUUCAUCCUCAAUUGUAUGGCAUUCGUUGGUUACGACUUCUUUUUUCUCGAGAAUUUACCAUACAUGACGUAUUGUACGUUUGGGAUGCUAUUUUCUCAUGCCGACCCUUGUUAUCACUUGUGGAUUAUUUGUUUGUUGCAUUUUUGGAGCAGAUAAGACAUUUACUUAUUGGGAACGAUUAUACAACUUGCUUGCAAUAUUUAAUGCGAUACCCUCCUGUCGUAGAUGUUCACGCUUUUAUUCAGCUUGCCUUGCACAUAAAAUCACCAAAAAAGUAUAUUAAACCUAAACAACCUGAGGUAGCAAACUAUACUGAUAUUACUAUUGCUGGGGCAGUACAUCCGAAUAGAGAUCGGCCUGAAAUGGUUGGUCGUACAAGUUCAGUAAAUCGUUUGUUUCGACCUAUAGAUGGUAGAGGGCCCGGCACGUCACAGUUCAAGAAGAUUCACAAUUCCGUAUCAAAACUUGUUGAUAAUGUGGUCGAGCGAGGAAGUAGUAAUGUUCUGCCUUCUAGUGUACCAUCUGAACCGUUAAGACUUUCGUCAAACGAGGUUAAUCUUUUGAAAGAGCAAGUUGCGAGUUUGCAAUCUCGGUUGAAUGCAGUUAAUUUGGUUGCAAAAGUUGCUGCUGAACGUAUUGAAGGUUGUAUAGGUGACCUCUCGACUGCACAAAUGAACCCACUUGUGCAGGAACGUUUGUCUGCCGAACUCCGCAAUAUAAGGGACCAUUUAACUCGCUCAGCUGUGUCUGAAGAGUGGGUGCGUAGCGUUGGUAUUUUGGAUGCGAGCGUCGAACAAAGUGGUGUGGAGCUAGCUCACGAAGCUGGCAAUACUCGCAGCCCUGCUGUUCGACGACCAACAAGAAAUACUCGGAGUUCUUUUUAUGGAGACCGAGAACUUGUGGAUAUGAAACAUUGUUCAAGACGUCAGUCAGUUCUUCGAUAG
Messenger RNA from Enterobius vermicularis (human pinworm), 1869 nucleotides. The record is from the annotation of a GenBank genome assembly. Lineage: Eukaryota; Metazoa; Nematoda; Chromadorea; Rhabditida; Oxyuridae.